AUGAUUGUCUGUGAAAUAUGUGGUGCUCCCCUCGAGAUGAUAGAGAACGACUAUAUCUGUGAGGAGGGUCAUAUCAUAAAAGACAGAAUGGAAGUUUCAAGCGAAAUUCUACCAGCUUUUGUUGGAAAAACCAUCAACAAGGAAAAGCCCAGGAAGUUCCUAAUCAAGAAAUAUAGCGAGGACUAUGUGAACUUGUUGAUCUACUAUGUACUGUUUGAUGACAUCAAAAACUAUCUAGGUAUUAAAUCCACCAGAUACUUCGAUAUCUUUGCGGACACAGUUAAAGAAAUGCCGGGAAGAGCUCUUUCAAAGCCCUUGCCGAUAUAUCCGGUUCUCAGAGCACUGGGCUAUUACUCGAAGAGAAUAGAGAUGGAAGCCGAAGGAAAGACUUAUCUUUACUUGGACUAUUAUCAGUCGAUGCAGCUGUAUCCACGCGAAGAAAGAGAAAGGGAAAGGCUUGAGGCUUUAGGAAUGAAAUACUCCCGAUUCCUUACGGCCCGCUUUGAAGACACAGGCCUAAUUCCUGUGUAUAGAAUACUUAAACGUCUUGGAGAAAAAUGCACUAGCAUUCAAAAGAAUCGCCAUGCUUGUCGCAUUGUGGAAUUCUACAACGAAACAGGAAUUCCUGAUGAAGAGAUUGAAAAUAACAAGGCUUGCUUCAGACAGGAUCUUAGAAGAGAUUAUGGAAUGUUUUUCCAGUAUCUUCAAAGGAUUUGUGGAAUCUUUCUCCUGGAGAUCACCGAAGAUCUUGAAAGGAAGUUCAAGACAUUUUUUUAUGCACUCGACACCACUUGGACCAUCCACAUUCCAGAGAUAGAGAUAUCAACCUUUCUGUACAUAUAUAUCAUGAACUACAAAAAGAAUUUUGAUGUGUUGAGAGCCAUAAAAAACCUCAACAAGAUCCUUCACAAGCCCUACGACACCUCUGUGGAGGAAACCACCCAAGAACAGCUGGAAAUCUUUGGAGGGGAAGAAGAAAGACUCCAGAUCUAUCUCAAAACCCUAAUAUCAAAAAUUACAUGGACUGGAAACUACAUUAUAGAAAAAAAUAUAAAAGACUUCAAGUCUUUGCUAAGCUGCUGCAAGACCCCAGAAUCACUAAACAACUAUUGGAGAAGGCGUUGCGAUAAACACAAAAAGAUCUUCAACCGAAACGUUUGGUAUGUAAAAAAGCUUAUCGUUUGGAAACGAAUCCAAAUCUUAAAGAACCUGGAAAAAGGACUUCUCAACUAA
Messenger RNA from Encephalitozoon intestinalis ATCC 50506, 1233 nucleotides. RefSeq lists its product as uncharacterized. Lineage: Eukaryota; Fungi; Microsporidia; Unikaryonidae. The record is from RefSeq and is a predicted model, not a curated record. The coding region runs from base 1 to 1233 and encodes 410 amino acids. The transcript has a single exon.